AUGGAUCUAUUCUAUCUUGUAAUCGCUCCAAAUUAUAAAAUUGUGUUCUCAAAUUCAACCAAAAAAUCAAUAAUCAGCAGGGACAUGUUUUAUCGUGUAUUGUUGGCGCCUGGAGAUGUGGCGAUUCAUAACAUUUCAGUGGAAAGACACAAACAACCAAAAAAUACGGAGAAAUUGGAACUUGAUGUAUAUCUAGGAGGCGUGGCGAUUUGUGUUUUUAUGUUGAAGAAAUUUGGAGGGAUUUAUAAAAUCUACAAAGAAAGGCAUAUAUCAAUCAACCAGAAUUAUAAUUAUCCUUUGGAUUCUAUAAUGAUUAAUGAUACUGCAAUUGCCUGGAAUGUUGCCAGAAAUUUAACAAAAGGUUAUGAAAAUGCAGUGAGAUAUAAAAAUCUCAAAGAAAUGAGCAGAUAUUUGGUGUCACCGUAUCAUAUAACUUUUACUGAUCUUUUCAAGAAAACACACGUUCACGAGUAUUCACACAGACAUAUUUUGAAGCAGUAUAGCACAGUUAAUGGGGAGGUUCCUGUUGGAUCUUUGAUUAUCACUAGAGCGAUUUUGAAACCCAAUUCUAAUUGGCAUGUGGAAUUUGAUGCUCAUUACAACUUGAUAGAUAACACAUUUCUAGCUGUGACUUUAGGGAAUGGUUAUAUAAUUAUGUCGGAGAUACAGAAAACUUCGACUAAAAAUGAGUUGCCGAUUUUGGAUGGGUUGAAUUCUGUUGAUUAA
Caenorhabditis angaria is the source of this 726-nucleotide messenger RNA. The record is from the annotation of a GenBank genome assembly. Lineage: Eukaryota; Metazoa; Nematoda; Chromadorea; Rhabditida; Rhabditidae.